CCAGUAUAUAUGCUAUCUUUUACCGUUCAGUGUAGCAUUGAGGGCGGUUUUCAGUGGUCAGGUCUUAAGGCCGAGCUCAAUGAAGACGGUCUUAUUUGCGGUCUUAAGAUGGCGCUUCGAUUCAUAGACGUGUCUUAAGACCACGCACAGACCACGUUUUGAGGACGGUCUUGAUCAAGUCGACGCUCAUCGAAGCACGCCUUACUAGAUGCAUAGUCCGGUCUAAGCACGGUCUGAGCAACGUCUUGGGCACGCUGGAUGCAGAGUCAAUUAACGCGGUCUUGUUGGCUCAAAUAGGACGGUCUUCAUCAAGUCGAGUCCGAGUUGCUCUUAAGCAAAUGCUCAAACCAAUACACCCUUAACAAGAGAUAUACGUGCACGUACAUUAUAUGUAAAUGUUUACCGCGGACAUUUUAAAAAUGAUGGGUAUAGAAUAGAACCCAACGAUGGGUUGUGUUUUCGUCGAACGGCAUAAAACUCAGGUAAAGACAUUAUCCCCUGACUUACCGCGGUACGCGUUUAUAAACCGGGGUUCGAGGUGGAGGUUAGAGCAGUCGCUUAAAAAUAGUCGUGAAGAUGCAACCUCUUGUGCUAAGUGAAAUUUUAUUGCAAUGGAAAAUAUAAUAGACCUGUACGAUCGCAUGAACGCGUUGGAAGAUCGAAUGGAUCUUCAUGAUCGAAUAAUGGCAAUUAUGGCGAGGCUGGACAAACAUGAGUAUAAUGAGUUGGAUGACAAUGAUGAAGAAGGAGUCAGAGUACCGCGAGCUCCAAAACGAUACCUGAGAGAUGGCGAGAACCCAUUUGAGUUUUAUUCUGAGGUGGAAUUCAAAUGUCGAUUCAGAUUUUCAAAAGAUUGUGUUAUGUACGGCAUUUUACCAAGAAUUGAAGCUGCAUUAGUCAAAGUUAAUAAUCGUGGCUUACCAAUUCCACCUGUCAUGCAAUUAUUAGUUUGUCUACGAUUCUAUGCAACCGCUAGCUUUCACCGCACGACUGGUGAUCUGUUCAAGAUAUCACAAUCUACAGUGUCAAGAAUUAUAUUCAGGAUUUCGGUAGCAAUUGGGUCUCUUAUUUAUGACGUUAUCAAAAUGCCUGCCACAGAAGAAGCCAUGAUAGCAAACAGAAACUCAUUCAGGGACCUUGGUGCUGGCAGGGAGGGUAUUGGAUUACCUGACAUCGAUGGAGCUAUCGACUGCACCCAUGUAAGAUUGGUACACACAAAAUUUGCAGAGUUGCAGGAGAUUUACAGGAAUCGUAAGGGAUAUUUUUCACUAAAUGUUCAGGCGGUCGUCGGGCCAAACAUGGAAUUCUUGGACAUAGUACCGGAAUGGCCUGGAAGCAAUCAUGACAGCAGAAUAUUCCAAACUUCGAGAAUUUUUAUGCGGUAUCAUGAAAGACAAUUAACUGGAGGAACCCUUGUCGGAGAUGCUGGCUAUCCGUGUUUGCCAUUUAUCCUGACUCCGAUAGCAAAUCCAAUUACAAAUGCACAGGAAAGGUAUAACAACGUGCAAAGCCGAACAAGGAUAACUAUCGAACGAGCAUUUGGAGUCUGGAAGAGAAGAUUCCCUUGUCUGUCUAGAGGUUUAGGAACCAAGUUGCUUUGCUCUACUACAAUAGUUGUAGCAUGUGCUGUAUUGCACAAUUUAGCUAUAACAUUGGAUAACGCUCUUCCUCAAGAUGACGAGAUCGAAGUGGAAGAAGAACCUGAUCUGCCACCUCAGCCACCACAUUGGCAACCUGGAGAGGGUAUUGCUGUACGCGGAGCUCUUAUCGAACGAUUAUUUCACUAAGUUGCGUUUAUAUCAUUCAUAUUCCGUACAUAUUUAUUUUACGAUACGACCGUUCGUUUAAAAUGAAAUACAUUGAGUUUAAAUUGUACAUACAUUAAUUUUAAAUGACCUUCGAAAAUAAAACUGUUAAUAUUCAUAGA
Messenger RNA from Athalia rosae (coleseed sawfly), 1927 nucleotides. RefSeq names its product putative nuclease HARBI1. The transcript is spliced from 4 exons. The record is from RefSeq and is a predicted model, not a curated record. Lineage: Eukaryota; Metazoa; Arthropoda; Insecta; Hymenoptera; Athaliidae. The coding region runs from base 612 to 1787 and encodes 391 amino acids.